This is a messenger RNA of Heterotrigona itama, 2435 nucleotides long. The record is from the annotation of a GenBank genome assembly. Lineage: Eukaryota; Metazoa; Arthropoda; Insecta; Hymenoptera; Apidae.
AUGUAUGAGUAAAUAAAACUUUUUAACAUAAAAUCUUAUAUACAAAUUUUAAACAUUAUUCUUAACAUUAUUUCUUAAAUUUGUACACAAUAAAUUUAUAAAUUAUAUACUUCUAUAAAAUUACAUUACAUUAUAUUUAAAAUUAUUUUUGCUACAAAUGUGACAUUAUAAUUAACAAGACACUAUAAUUACAAAAAAGUAUACAUAUAUGUAACGUUAUAAUUGUUACAGACAUUCAGAUUGUUUCGAUAUCUUUUUGUUGUAGACCUUUUUUGGUAAUUCAGAUGAUACAUUCGAUAUAGCUUCUGUUUAAAAAAAUAUCAUAUAAUAUCAAACGUAAAAAUAUAAUAUUACAAUACAAAGAAAUAUAAUAUAAAUAUUUUACCUUCAACACAUAAGUUUUUUAAUUCUUUUUGAAGUUCAUCGAUGGUAGGGCUUAAUUUGGAAUUUGGUACUGAAGGCAAAAUGUUUUCAUCAGAUUUCAUUAAUUCUACUAAUUCCGCCUCUAAAUCAGCGCUUGAAUCAUCAUUUUUAAAAGAUUCUGACAAUGUAAACUGUACUUCUUUUUGUUCUUCUAGAGCCUGUAAUUUAUAUCAAUACAAAUAUUUCAAUACAAAAAAAACUAACAAUUAAUUGUUUAGUUUUUAAAUUUACUCACUUCUAAUAGAUCAUCUACAACAUCUGUGACAUUGGAUUCUGACAAACUUUUGUUAAGUGUUUUUAAUACAUUUGAUCCUGUUUUAUAAGCCGAUAGUACAGUAGUAUUUGUAUGAGUAUUUUGAAUACUUGUUAUAAGACUUUGAAUAUUGUCAAGUGUUUGAGCUCGUUUUUCAAUAGUAUUUUCUAAUUCUUUCUUUUUCUUCAGAUAUGUUUUUGCUACUUGUUGCAAUCCCUUAGUUAAAUAUGAUUUAGUUUCAUUAAUAACAUUAAUUUUUUCUUUCUCCAUGAGUUCUAUUUCUUUUAUAAGUUUAUUUUCUUGUUUUAUCAACUUAUACAGGCCUUCUUCAAUUUCUGUUAUACUGUCUGAUGAAUGCAUAACAAUUUUAAUCAAUAACUCAUUUUCAUUUUCACUACUCCUAAAAACCACUUUUUUCUGAUGUCUUAACCAUAUUAAAAUUAACAUUAUGGUAUUAUCUGAUAUAUUUUUAUCUAUUUCAGAUUUACAACUUUUUGCUAGUUCAGAAAAUGAUACAAGAAUAUGUUCUCUUUUUCUUUGUAAGAUAGAAAGUAAAACAUCUCCAAAUUCUUUGACAAUUUGUAGAUGUAUAUACUUGGUUUCUCUGUUAAUUUCAUUAUUACCAAUAUAACUUUUAACUUUCGAAAAUGACCAUACAAAUGGCUUUUUUAUAAAUAUAUCAAUUGACCAUGCAGUCCAUGAUUCACAAGGUUCUUUCAAAAAUUCAGUUUCUGAAAUUAUUUCAUUAGUCCUGUAAUAUUACAUAGAUUAGUCAGUGUGCAAAUACAAUUAGAAUAUUGGUUCCUUUUUAAUUAUUCUUUUAAUUAUUCUAUAAUCCACAAAGGUAACAUUACCGUAGCAAUUCUUCAACGACAGUUGUUAAACAAAGUGGUGUGCAACCUCUUCUUUUAAAAGUACUAUUUAAGUCUGUAAUAGAAAAACUGAUUCUCUUAGUAUGUUUCAACCAUUCAUAUAUUAAAUUCUGCCAAAAUUUAUAUUUUGAUAUCCAAUCUUGUGGAUUAGCUGAUUUACUGCGAAAAGGAGAAAAUAAAGCACUGAUCCUUUCUUCUUCAUUCCAACAUUUAGGCAUCUUUUCAGAAGGAAGUGGUAAGUUAUUAUCUAUAUUAUCAAUUUUCAUAGUCAUUUCUUUAGCUAAAAGAAUAUUUUUGUUAAGUUAGGUUAUAUUUUUACAUAACAUUGUGAAAGCAUAUAAUAAUAUUUAUCUUCUCACAGUAAUGUCGUCACAUAUGAUUAAAAUAUAAUGAAAAUAUGCAUCAGUUUUUGUCAGAUAAAUAAUAACUUUUUAUUGUUGAAGAUAAAGUAGGAUCUUUCCUUCAACAACAGUGUUAUUACAUCGAGUGCUAUCAUUUAUAGUUUAUAGCAUAAGCUACACAUCAUUUAUAAUGUAAAUAAUAAGUUACUUUGUAUGUUUGAAAUACAUUUGCUUCAAAUACGUCCACAAAUAAUUUACGAUUAUAAUAAUUUUUAUUUAAAUGCACUUUUGUUCACGAUGACCAAUAACACGUCUUUCUGAUAUUUCUAUUACAAACGUUAUUAAAAUUUGUAAAUAUCUCUAAAUUUUUUUUGAAAAAAAAAUUUUUUUUAUAUCUUCGAAAUAGAAAAUUAAAAUUCUAUCUAUUACGUUUCGUAUAUAACAACUUACUAACACAUAUAUAUAUUAUUUCAAGUCAAGAAGAUAUUUGCUUACUACUUUGAUAUUGUUUAUGUUAUAAUUUAUUAAUAAAUAGUUACUGAUUAA